ACAUCACCAAAAUAACACAAUAAAAACAAAUCAAAAUCAUUUCUCUUCAUUUAAAUUUCAAAAUCCCUAAUCUUUUUUCUAUUUUUCUUCAAAAAUGUCUGGUAGGGGUAAAGGAGGCAAAGGAUUGGGAAAAGGAGGAGCAAAGAGGCACAGAAAAGUAUUGCGUGACAACAUUCAAGGAAUUACUAAGCCUGCAAUUAGACGUUUGGCACGUAGGGGUGGUGUGAAGCGUAUUUCUGGAUUGAUUUAUGAAGAGACACGUGGGGUGUUGAAGAUAUUCUUGGAAAAUGUGAUUCGUGAUGCUGUGACUUAUACUGAGCAUGCUAGGAGAAAGACUGUUACGGCUAUGGAUGUUGUUUAUGCUUUGAAAAGGCAAGGAAGGACACUUUAUGGAUUUGGGGGUUAGGUUUUGUAAAAUUAGGGGUUUGUUGGCUAAUGAAUGUAGAUUUGUUUUUUUUUUUUUGUUCUUUUUGGGCGUGGAUUAAGAUUUUUAGUUUUCUUUUGUGCUUGAUUAUGUAAUUUCUGUUACGUAUUCAAGGAAUAGAAAUUUGCUUAGUCCUUAUUUCUGUUA
Molecule: messenger RNA, 571 nt
Organism: Lycium ferocissimum
Lineage: Eukaryota; Viridiplantae; Streptophyta; Magnoliopsida; Solanales; Solanaceae
Product: histone H4
Exons: 1
Coding region: 95-406 (103 amino acids)
Biological process (GO): nucleosome assembly
Cellular component (GO): nucleosome
Molecular function (GO): DNA binding; structural constituent of chromatin; protein heterodimerization activity
Source: RefSeq, a predicted model, not a curated record